Aphidius gifuensis is the source of this 1715-nucleotide messenger RNA. RefSeq lists its product as uncharacterized. The transcript has 5 exons. The record is from RefSeq and is a predicted model, not a curated record. Lineage: Eukaryota; Metazoa; Arthropoda; Insecta; Hymenoptera; Braconidae. Bases 213 to 863 code for a protein of 216 amino acids.
AUAUAUGUAUAACAUUGGGGAGAGAGAAAACGCGAAUGUAUAAAAAAAUCAAUAAAGCUGUGGGACAAGAGCAGAAAGAAAAAUAAUAAUAAUAAUUUAUAUUUUUGGAGUAUAACUUGAUUUAUUUUUCUCAUUGAUUAAGAAAAUUAUUAUUAGUUAUAUUUAUUAUAUUAAAAUAAUUAAUAUUUCGAUAUAAAUAAUUACAAGAAAAAAUGGUGUUAUCAAUUGAAGACAGUUGGAAAGAAGCAACUCAAGGAUUUGAUAAUGAUGUUUGUGAUGCUUGGUUUUUAAAAUUACAAGAUGCUUAUUCUGAAGAUAAAAGAAAAUAUCAUAAUUUAGAUUCAUUGAGAAAUAAAUUAUGUCAUUAUGAUGAUAUUAAAAAUCAACUUAAAAAUCCAAAAGCAUUAUUACUUGCAUUACUAUUUCAAAAUUUUUCAUAUGAUCCAAAAGCUCUUGAUGGUGAUAAUCAAAAUAUUAAUAAAUUCAAUGAAUUUGCUGAUGAAGCUAAAAUACCAGAGGAUGAUGAAUUACGUACUGAAACAUGUUCACUAUUAAAAACAGCAUUGACACAUAGUACUGAAGAGCACAAAGUUGAUGGUGCAUUUGGCAAUGAAGAUGCACAUUAUUUAUUAGAUUUGGAUAUGGCUGUUUUGGGAUCAUCACCAGACGAAUACACUGAGUAUACAGAAAAAAUACGUGGAGAAUAUUCAUUUCUCAGUGAGCCAAUUUACACAGCAUUACGAUUAAAAGUGCUGCAAAAUUUUUUACAAAUACCAAAUAUAUUUGCAACUAAGGAAUUUCGUGAAAAAUUUGAAGAACAAGCAAGAAAAAAUAUUUUAACUGAAGUUGAAAUAUUGUCUUAAAUUUAUUUUACUUAUUGUCAAAUUAUAUAUAUAUAUUUACACAUAUUGUUGAUGUAAAUUUUAUUGAUGUUUUCAAGUUGUUAUUAUUAAUAUUAUUAUUUAAUAUGAUUGUGAAUAGAAUUGUAAAAGUUGAUAAUUCAUUAAAUGAAUUUUAAAAUGGAAAGAAAAAUAUAUCAUGUGAAAAUAAUAAAUAUUAAAAAUUAAAAUUUAAUUAUUAUUGUAUUGUUUUUUUAUAUUAUUUAUAAUCAAAAUUGAUAAAUAUAAAUAUAAAACGAAAUUUUAAUGUCAGUUAAUAUUGGUAUCUUACGUGACUGCUAAAAAAAUUGAUAAAACAUGUUCAAAAUAAAAUAAAAAAAUUAUGUGUUAUAAAAAAUGAAUUAUGUGUGAUGCAUAUAGGUAUACAUAUGAAGAAUAUAAUGAUCGAUUUUUAUUAUUGCAUGCAAGUGAUGAUAAAAAAAAAACCAUUUAAAAAAUCCAAUCUUCAUUCUUGUCAAGAAAUUUCUGACAUAUUUGGUGUUGAAUUAUUCAGCUAAUAUUGAGCUUUCAUUUACAUGUUUAAAAAAAAAAUAGACAUUUGUGGUAUUUUCUAUUUUCGUCAAAGUUAUUUGGGCUAAAUUCUAUUGGGUUAAAUUACUGGCACCCUUUUCUCAUUGUUUCAUAUUAAACAUAACAGUAAGUUUAUGAAAAAAUAUAGAUAAAGUGCUCGUGACUCACGAAGGUAUUGCAAAAAUAUAUCAAAAAUUUUUUGCAAUAAUAAAUUUAACAUCAUGGCUAUCAGUUUAUGGAAAUGUGUAAGAAUUAAAUGUGUUUUUUUUUUUGAUAAUAUAAAUUAUUUUAUACAUUUAAAAUUAA